AUGCAAUAUGUGCGCGGCCUCAGCGAGUCCGUCUCGACUGCCUGGAAUUCAAUCAACCCUGCGACUCUCAGUGGUGCUAUUGAUGUCAUUGUCGUCGAGCACGAGGAUGGCACUCUGGUCUGCUCGCCGUUCCAUGUCCGAUUCGGAAAGUUCUCUCUCCUAAGGCCGUCUGACAAGAAGGUCGAAUUCAAGGUCAAUGGCGUCAAGCAAAGUUAUUCCAUGAAACUCGGCGAAGGCGGCGAGGCCUUCUUCGUCUUUGAGACCACAGACAGGAUCCCACAGUCGCUGCAGACAUCGCCCCUCGUUUCUCCCGCUUCCAGUCCUGCGAGCAGUCCACCCCUCAACCCGGAACAGUCAGAAUCUGGUUUGCAGGAGCCGGAAGCGUUCGAGCUUGACGCUUCAGAGUCCAAACUGCGACGCCCGCUCCCGUCCGUGCUCUAUAAGAAAGACGAUGGCUUGAUCACACCCCUUUCGACUUCUCCAGAGUUAUCCAACGCCCGCCCGGCAUCUGGCGACUGGUCUUCAAGGGUGCCUCGACCACAUAGUGACGAUAUUCUCCGUGCCAGUGCUAGAAGCCGAGGUCUAGACGGAAACAGUUCCGCCGACGAUGAUGAGCAUGUUGCUUCUGAACGAUCCUCCAGUCCUCCGCCUCUGGCACCGGGCGAGGCUCUCGAACGUGCCAGGGCCUUGUCUAAAGGACUCUCCGCCGCAAGCAUACCUACAAAGGUCACUGACAGCGGUGAUUUGAUGCUAGACAUGAAUGGGUUCAAGGGAAACGAGGAGGACAUUCUUCGGGCUGAGAUUUUGGCUCGACAGAUUCUUUCCGAAGAGUUGGAUGGAAACUAUGACAUCGGCGCACUCAUUGGGUUCGACGAGCAGGGAAACCUAUGGAUCUAUAGCAGUGAAGAGGCCAAACAGGCUGCUAUGAACAAGACUAUCGAGGCGUCUUUGCAGUCGCACCGCAGGGCUACUGCAGCCGAUGCUAUUUCUGAUCCCGGUUAUCAGAGCGACAGUAGCGAUGCAACUGCUUCUCCCACUCCAUUGCAUCGAAGAGCCGAGUCCGACGCUGGCCCUAUGGAUUUGCAAACUCCUCCCCGCACCCCGCCGAGCUCAUCGGGGCAUGCAGGAGAUCCCAACAGGAAUUACGCCAAGACCUUGCGAUUGACUAGUCAGCAGCUCAAGGAUCUGAAGCUUCAGCCAGGUGCGAACUCGAUGGCUUUUACUGUCAAUCGAGCUACCUGCAAAGCAAACAUGUACCUUUGGAGGCAUGAGACGCCUGUUGUCAUCUCGGACAUUGACGGUACUAUUACCAAAUCGGACGCCCUCGGCCACGUGUUGAACAUGAUUGGCCGUGACUGGACUCACUCAGGUGUGGCCAAGUUGUACAGUGAUAUUUCCGCCAAUGGUUAUAAUAUCAUGUACCUUACCAGUCGAUCCGUUGGACAAUCGGAUACUACAAGAGCCUACCUGGCGGGUAUCGUUCAGGAUGGCUAUAGGAUGCCGCCCGGACCUACAAUCCUGUCACCAGAUAGAACCAUGGCUGCACUAAGGCGAGAGGUCUACCUUCGCAAACCCCACAUCUUCAAGAUGGCAACUCUUCGAGACAUUCGAAACUUAUACGGCCCAGAUCGUCAUCCCUUUUAUGCCGGUUACGGAAAUCGUUUGACCGAUCAGAUCUCUUACCGGACCGUCGAUGUCCCUCGAAACCGCAUUUUCACCAUCAAUUCAAACUCGGAAGUGUCUCUUGAUCUACUGACACUCAACAAGCUCAAGAUGAGCUACGUGAAUAUCAACGAAGUCGUUGACCAUUACUUCCCUCCCGUGAGCACACUGGUAAAAGGUGGCGGCGAGGAGUACACAGAUUUCACGUAUUGGAGGGAUGAUCCUCUUGCCAUGGCUGAUUUUUCAGCAAGCGAGAGUGAUGAUGACGAUGACGAUGACGGCCUAGGAGGACCUACUAGCGAGUAUGGUGAUGAUGAAGAGGAAUACGACGAUGACGAUGGCGAAAUAGAUGAAGAAGUGGAAGAGAUCGGUGAAGGACUUGCCGAUAGCUACAUCUCUCGAGCAUCUAUGGAUGAGUUUGCCGAAGCCGCAAGUGUUUUGGGCGGUAGCGUUGACGAAGAGCGACUCAAGGCGUCUAUGACACGCGACUUGAAAGAAGCUUACGACGAGGAGGAUGAAGAUGAGAUUUACGAAGAUGGCGAGGAAGGCCAUCAAGACGAACACAAGGCCGACAGAACUCCUGAUGCUGCUCCCAUUGGACAAAGGCGUCAAGGUCGGCUUAAGGAAGACGUUCUCGCCCAACACAUAACCGGGGUUGGUCAUCUCACCGUUGAGAAGUGA
Fusarium musae is the source of this 2343-nucleotide messenger RNA. RefSeq lists its product as uncharacterized. The record is from RefSeq and is a predicted model, not a curated record. The transcript is spliced from 2 exons. Gene Ontology annotation, cellular component: nucleus. Bases 1 to 2343 code for a protein of 780 amino acids. Lineage: Eukaryota; Fungi; Ascomycota; Sordariomycetes; Hypocreales; Nectriaceae. Gene Ontology annotation, biological process: triglyceride biosynthetic process; fatty acid catabolic process. Gene Ontology annotation, molecular function: phosphatidate phosphatase activity.